Aspergillus heteromorphus CBS 117.55 is the source of this 1748-nucleotide messenger RNA. RefSeq names its product putative MFS sugar transporter. The transcript has 8 exons. Gene Ontology annotation, biological process: carbohydrate transport; transmembrane transport. Gene Ontology annotation, molecular function: carbohydrate:proton symporter activity. The record is from RefSeq and is a predicted model, not a curated record. Gene Ontology annotation, cellular component: membrane. NCBI's taxonomy places the organism in Eukaryota, Fungi, Ascomycota, Eurotiomycetes, Eurotiales, Aspergillaceae. Bases 159 to 1748 code for a protein of 529 amino acids.
CAGCUGCACGAUUCUGUUUGGCUUGGUGCAUGAAUGUCAAUUGACAGAUCGACUACUUCUUUGCCAUCUUUCCAUAUUCCUUUUUUACUAUAGUGCUUCCACCGGGUUGAUCUACGCUCCGCUCCAUCGAAGGAGUUCAAGUUCAAGUUCAAGUCAAAAUGGGGACGUUUGGAUCUCAGAUCAGCGCCUAUAACCGGCUGGUGACGAUCUUCGUUGCGGUUGGAUCGCUGACAUACGGCUACUGCUCCUCGAUUAUCUCCAGCACCAUCGGCCAGCCAGGAUGGUACACGUACUUCGAACUUCCGCAGGAGGGCGAGCCCGGAUACGCGUCCACCACCACCCCGGCUAUCUCGACGGCGAACGGCGUUUCCAGCGCCGGGGGCGCCGUGGGAGCGCUGUUCCUCAUGUGGUCGUGUGAUUUCUUUGGACGCAAGCGGAAUAUCCAACUGGGUGCUUUCCUGGCCAUGUUUGGUGGCGCGCUUCAGGGAGGUGCCAACUCGCUCGAGAUGUUUCAAGCGGGACGGUUUGCCUGCGGGCUCGGGAUCGGGAUCCUGGUGACUGUUUGCCCGAUGUACCUCUCCGAGAUGUCGAGUGCGUGUCGACGCGGUUGGCUCGUGGGUCACCACGCCAUCUUUCUCGUGUUUGGGUAUAUGCUGGCUGGAUGGGUCGGCUAUGCGUGCUAUUUCGCAGAGAAACUCGGCUCGUUCGGUUGGAGGUUCCCCCUUUGUCUCCAGUGCUUGCCGCCGCUGGUGCUGCUGCUGGGGUCUCCGUGGCUGCCUCGCUCUCCGCGCUGGCUGGUCAGCAAGGGCAAGCACGAGGAGGCUAAACUGGUCCUUCGGAGACUGAGGAAAUCGCCCGAUGAUCCUAAUGACCUCGUCGCCAAGGAAGAGUAUUAUCAGACGGCGGAACAGAUCCGUCUCGAGGGCGAGAGGCUGUCGGCAUACGGUAACGUGUGGAAGGCUGUCAUCCAGAAGAAGUCAUACCGAAAGCGCAUGGCCAUUGGGUUUCUCACCCAGUGGGGCGCUGAGUUUGGUGGCCCUCUAAUUAUCAACAACUAUGCCGUGAUUCUGUAUACCAACCUGGGUAUGACAGGCGGCAUGCCGUUGCUGCUGAGCGCCGUAUGGCUAACAACCGCUGGGGUCAUCUACAACCCACUCGGCGCCUGGCUCCACGACAGGGUGAACUCGCGUCGAGGAAUGUACAUGACAGGAUUUGUCGGGAUCAUUGUGACCACCUCCUGUUUGGCAGCCAUGACCGCCAAGUACGCGGGAACCGACAACCGGGUUGGAAACGCAUUCGGGAUUCUGUUCAUGUACCUUUAUCUCGCGUUCCAAGGAACCUUCUGCGACACGACCAUGUACCUCUACGUCUCUGAGAUCUUUCCCACCGAGAUCCGUCCGAUUGGCAUGGGCUUCUCGCUCUUCGGGCAAUUUGCCGACGCAGCAACCCUAAUCUUACUUCAAACGGCACCUAUGGGCUUCGACAACGUCGGAUGGAAGUACUAUCUGGUCAUCAUCUGCUGGUCUGUCUUCUUCAUCCCAGUCAUCUACUUCUUUUUCCCCGAAACCGCCCGGUUGACCCUGGAAGAGAUUGCGAAGAACUUUGGCGAAGAGGUGGCUGUCCAUCUGACCGACGCCACGGACGAAGAGAAAGCCCGUCUCCAGCGAGAUCUGGGGGAGAGGCCUGGAAGCUCGCAGCCGUCCAGUGCUUCGGAGAUGGAACUUCGCGAGAAGCAAGACUCGCCGUGA